Jatropha curcas is the source of this 2094-nucleotide messenger RNA. NCBI's taxonomy places the organism in Eukaryota, Viridiplantae, Streptophyta, Magnoliopsida, Malpighiales, Euphorbiaceae. The record is from RefSeq and is a predicted model, not a curated record.
AUGCGGUAUGAUUGGAACUGGCUUACCCUCCAUGCUUACCCUCCAUAUGAGCCCUUAGAAAAUAUUGCACUGGAUUGUGGUUCCUUUGAUUUUCAAACUCUGUCCUUUGAUGGCCGGAACUGGACUUCUGAUGGAACUUUCAUCUCGCAAAGCAACUCUACUGCAGCCUCAAUAGUUUCUUCCAUUGACCCAGGAGUCCCUCAAGUUCCUUACAAGACUGCUAGGCUCUUCUUUUCUGAAUUUACCUACACCUUCAAUUUAACACCAGGUCCCAAGUUUCUCCGUCUUCACUUCUAUCCAACCUCUUAUCCUGGUUUUGAUGCUUCCAAAGCAUUCCUUUCAGUUACGGAAGGUAACCAUACUCUUCUGAGCAAUUUCAGCGCCUCUCUUGCUGCAAAUUACAAGGAUGUUUAUGCUUUUUCGAAGGAAUUCAUAGUCCAUGUGAAAAACCAUUCGCUUCGACUAACAUUUAGUCCUUCUUCAAAUGCUUCUGAUGCAUUUGCCUUUGUGAACGGGAUUGAAGUCGUUUCAAUGCCUCGCAAUCUCUAUGUACGGGGCGAAAAUGUUCCUCUUCCUUUUGUCGGAUAUCUUUAUAAUCCUAUCAGACUAGAUAACACAUAUGCACUUGAAACAGUUUACAGAAUCAACGUAGGAGGCGAAGACAUUUCUCCCAAAUCAGAUUCAGGGAUGUUCCGCACUUGGAAAAGAGAUGAUCAAUACAUAUUUGGAGCCAAUUUUGGGCACUUAGCAUCCGAUUACGAUCUUCAGGUCAAGUACACACCAACAGUACCAGCACACACUGCACCUGAUUUAGUAUACGGCACUGCUCGUUUCAUGGGUUUUGAUCCUAGAAUCAAUUUACAUUUUAACUUAAGUUGGUUUUUUCCUGUUGAGACCGGAUUUUUAUAUCUUGUCAGGCUCCAUUUCUGUGAGCUUGAUAGGAGUAUAACAAAAAUAAACCAGAAGGUAUUUUCUAUAUAUAUGAACGAAGAAACGGCUCAGGGUCAAGCAGAUGUCAUUACGUGGAGCGGUGGGCAAGGUGUUCCAGUCUACAAAGACUAUGUCGUAAUGAUCCCAGUGGGAAAAGAAGGGAUUCAGAAUCUUUCGCUUGACCUGCGCCCUAACACAGAAACCAAGCCUCAAUAUUAUGAUUCUUUCUUAAAUGGAAUAGAGGUAUUCAAAUUAAACAAUUAUGGUGGAAAUCUUGCUGGACUUAAUCCUCCUCAAAUGCAGAAUCACGAGGGAUCUUCCGUAUCGUCAUCAACCAGUUCAGAGAAAAGACUAGUCAGAAUUAUUGGAGCUGUCAUGGCAUUUAUUAUAUCUAACGAGUUACAAUGCCAUGUGGCACUCCUCCGCGAUCAUCUGUACAUGCCAUGUGGCACUCUCCGCGAUCAUCUGUACAAGGGAAGUAACAAUCCACCAUUGUCAUGGAAUCAAAGGCUCAAGAUUUGCAUUGGUGCAGCUCGAGGAUUACAUUAUCUUCAUUGCGGAACAAAGAAUUCGAUUAUUCACCGCGACAUUAAGUCAUCUACCAAUAUAUUGUUAGAUGAAGAAUGGAUGGCAAAGGUCUCAGAUUUUGGGUUGUCAAGGUUAGGCGCCAUUACAGCAUCAACCAGCCAUGUUAAAACUCAAGUGAAGGGUACGUUUGGGUAUUUAGACCCAGAAUACUACAGAACUAGAACACUGAGCAAGAAAUCAGAUGUUUAUUCUUUUGGUGUAGUGUUAUAUGAGGUACUAUGUGCAAGACCAGCUGUGUUGGUGGAAGAAGAGGAAGGUAAGGUUAGUUUAGCUGGAUGGGCUCUGGAAUGCAGUAGAAAUGGUACCAUUAAUUGCAUAAUUGAUCCUUCUUUGAGAGGAAAGAUUGCUACUGCUUCUCUCAUUGCAUUCGUGGAAAUUGCAGUAAAAUGCUUAUCAGUUCCGCGAACCCAAAGGCCAGCCAUGGGAGAUGUGGUUCAUAGUCUGGAAUUAGCAUUACAGGCACAAGAAAAUGAGGAUUGGAAAGAGGAAGUACAGAGAGUUAAGGGACGAAGAAUUGAUAUCACUUGUUUUCUCUUGUUUCCAAAUUAUUGUUGAUUGUAAACAAGCUAGAAACCA